Lates calcarifer (barramundi perch) is the source of this 7404-nucleotide messenger RNA. RefSeq names its product tubulin tyrosine ligase-like family, member 4 (gene ttll4). Gene Ontology annotation, molecular function: tubulin binding; tubulin-glutamic acid ligase activity. NCBI's taxonomy places the organism in Eukaryota, Metazoa, Chordata, Actinopteri, Centropomidae. Gene Ontology annotation, biological process: microtubule cytoskeleton organization; protein polyglutamylation. Gene Ontology annotation, cellular component: cilium. The record is from RefSeq and is a predicted model, not a curated record.
CUCAAUAAACGAUCUUCGGCCAUGAUGUGUCACUCGGACUUUUCAGCUAGCCUACUGCAAUGUGAGAAAGUCUAGUGAGUAGCUGCUCGCCAAACCAACGAAACAAUAUGAUAGGGACAUUACGGAAACAAAGUAGCACUGAAAGCUGGCAGUUUAUUGCCUCCUGGGAAGCAACUGAGGAUGAUAUGAGGACUCAGUGGACUCUAUCUUCUCCUCCACGGCCUGUUACCUUAGUGUGAGCCAAGUAUGCAGUGUUAUGCUGGCUAAGACUGACAUUUCAGCCCCAAAGUAGUUAAGAAGAAACCGCUUCUGGCUCAGUCUGUGUCAGCUAAUAACAUCAAGACUGUGAGACCCAGCCUCUGCCUUACAUCAAACUCUGAGUGUGACUGUUAGAGUGGGAACCACUUUGCCUCAGGAAGAAAACCCUAUGUGCCUGCCUGUCUGAGCCUCCUGUGAGGGCUUAUAACCCUGCAUCGCUGCCAAGAGUUAACUGUGUUCUUUUGCACAGGUAGUAGGCCCCAGUGUUGUACUGCCAUCACUGCACCUGUGGUGGAAGUUAUGAGUGCUGUUGGUCAGGAUUUUUCAAGAACUUGUAGUCCAACUACAGUGACCAACAGAAAAUUUACAACCCCAUUCAGCUGGAGCUGACAUUUCAAAAGUCAUUCCUACCGAAGAACCACUCACAGAGUAGGGAGCAACAAGGAGGGGUCUUUUAGGGAAGUGACCUUCCUCCAUCUCAGGCUUCUUUGAUAUUGUCUUGACUGUUUAGUCCUAUCCUGCCUGUCAGUCUCCACUCAAGACCUUGGCCCCUUAACACAGCCCUUCAGAAAUAACCACAUCUUUGUUGGGCUUUGCCAUGCCCACCAACCAGUCUUCCCCAUGGGGUGGGGGAAAGCUACGGGGCUGCUCUAAUGCUGACAGUCCCACCCCUACAACCUCUGUCACUAGACAUGCCAAGGCCAUUGCUGCCACUAAGGUGCCUUUAAAUCAGACUUCACUGGAGCCAUCCAGGCGAAAGGACCAAGCCAGACCCCUCUCCUCUAAGGUUUCCUCUUCUGCCUCCCCCUUGAGGCAGACAACUGGGGAUGGACAUAAAACUAACACCCAGAGCCAAUUCACCGCUGUGCCAGACGGGUCUCUAAACCUGCCACAACAGCUUAAUAGGAUUCAAAUCCCAAACCAGGUACUGGCAACAGGACUGAAGCAGGCUGGCAGCAGCCUCACAGAGACUAAUGCCCCUUCCUCCAUACCCAAGAAAGAAUGCCAGGUUGGGUUUAAUGUUCUGUCGAUGGGUACCAUGCAGAAAUGUACAUCACUCCAAACUGCUCAACUUGGAAAUGGUUCAGCAAUGAGCAGACGCCAGGCGGCCGGAGGUGAUGCACCAUUGGGAUUGGAGCCUCUUUUGUCAGUUUGUCAUCAAGAUCUGUGCAUCAAAGGACAGUCCACUUUGCAGCAAACUAACAAGUUGAUGCCUGAGGCUGCUGACUGUUCCUCUUUGCCAUCAGUGCCUCCUCUCUGCCUUACUCUUUGUGAACAUCAGGGGGCAGAAUUGGGAAAGGAUGCUUCAAGCCUUGAUAGCACAAAAGUAGAAAUAAGAAGCACAGCAGGAGAAACAACUACAAGGAGGUGCCACUCAGCUAAACCGGCAACAAAACGCACUCUGACACAAAACAGUUGCACACUAAUAGCUGAUUUAAACAGUCCUUUGCAAGUAAGAGGUGGUCCUCCAGCAGUUUUGGCAGAAACUACAAACAGCAAGCCCCAAACAAUAGCAUCACAACAUGUAAACAAGCAGGCUCCAGAAAAUCAAUAUCCACCAGGAAGCACCCUGUCCACAUGCAGAAGAAUCAAUCCUCCAGAGGUCAGUCCCAUUCCAAAGGGCCCCGUGCCAACUGUGCUCAGUGCCAGUGCCAGUGCCACUCAGGAGCAGCGGCCUACACCGCAGGAUGUCAUCCCAGAUGUAGCCUCUUGUCCUGCAGGAGCCUUGGUGGGUUCUGUGACCACUCAGAUCUCUGCUAUCCACCUAACCAAGCAGGGUCAGCCUGCCUCUGCUUCAUCUUCAUCUCCAUCCCCUACUUCCUCCUCACCUUUGCCAACAGAGGAGUGUCUGAUUGGAGAGACUCAGCUGUCUGGGCCAGAGUGUGUUAUGCAGGUGGAUGGAUGUGAAGAGGAGCUGCCUGAUGAGCUGGAAAAUGCCUGUAGUGAUGAUGAUGAUUCAGACUGUUCGUCCAUCAAUGGCACUUCAUCCACAGCAUCCAUUGCUCUCCUCUCUGGUGUGGAGGAGCCUAUGUUAUUGGGGGCAGAAGAUGAUCGAGAAGAGCGGCCAGCACUGGUUCCUAGUUUGUUCCCCCUCAACCCUCCAACACUCUACUUCAGCACUGCCAGUGAAAAAGUGGAGCUGCUGCCUGCAGAACAAAGACGACUGUUAAAAUGGAAGAUGAGCACUGUCACUCCCAAUGUGGUCAAACACACCAUCGCCAGGUCACACUUCAGAGUCACCAAGAAAAGCCAUGACUGGCUGGGCUGCUGGGGACACCAUAUGAAGUCUCCUGGCUUCAAGGCCCUUGGAGAGCACCAGAAGCUGAACCACUUCCCAGGAACGUUUCAGAUUGGCAGGAAGGACCGGUUGUGGAGGAACCUGUCCAAGAUGCAGGUUCGCUUUGGGAAACAAGAGUUCAGCUUUUUCCCCCGGACCUUUGUCUUACCUCAGGACAUCAAGCUGCUCCGCAAGGCAUGGGAGGAUGGUGGCUCCAGGCAGAAAUGGAUCAUCAAACCUCCUGCAUCAGCCCGAGGAAUAGGUAUCCAGGUCAUCCACAAAUGGAGCCAGAUGCCCCGGAAGAGACCACUACUGGUCCAAAAGUACCUUCACAAGCCCUACCUCAUCAGUGGAAACAAGUUUGACUUGAGGAUCUACGUCUAUGUGACAUCCUACGAUCCACUCAGAAUUUACAUCUUCACUGACGGAUUGGUUCGAUUUGCCAGCUGCAAGUAUUCGUCUUCCAUGAAGACUCUGAGUAACAAGUUCAUGCACCUGACCAAUUACAGUGUCAACAAGAAAAACUCUGAGUACCAGUCUAACAGCGAUGACAAGGCUUGCCAGGGACACAAAUGGGCUUUGAAGGCCUUGUGGCAAUAUCUCGGUUCCAAGGGAAUCAACACCACUUUGAUAUGGGAGAAGAUUAAAGACAUUGUGAUCAAGACCAUCAUUGCGUCAGAACCAUACGUUAACAGCCUGCUGAAGAUGCAUGUUCGGACGCCUUACAGCUGCCAUGAGCUAUUCGGCUUCGACAUCAUGCUGGAUGAGAAACUCAAGCCGUGGAUCCUGGAAGUCAACAUAUCACCCAGUCUCCAUUCCAACACAGCGCUGGAUGUCUCCAUCAAAGGUCAGAUGAUCAGAGAUCUUCUGAACCUGGCUGGCUUUCGUAUUCCUCAAAGAGAGCAUGCGGUCGCUCCCUGCAGCAGUGCCUCGAGCUCCACCAGCAGUCUAUGUGGUGGGAACAGGGAGAGGACUAAACCAGAUCUGUCAGCAGAUGAGAAGGUUAAACGGGCAUUUUACCUCGCACAGCGCUAUGUUGACCAGGAAUUCCUCUCUACAGUGUUGGACAUCUUAACUCCAGAGGAUGUUCGCGUGCUUGCAGAGAGUGAAGAUGAGAUGAAUCGCAAGGGAGAGUUUGAGCGAGUUUUCCCAUCAGCGUCAUCAUCUCGCUACCUUCGCUUCUUCGAGUGUCCAAGAUACCUCACCAUCCUGCUGGAUCAGUGGGAACAGAGAUACUGGAACAACAGGACAAAGGGUAUCAGUCUGCUGAGAACCCUCUGUCAGAAAGGAGUCCAUUUGGGAACCAGUGACCCUGCUCAUAUAUGGUCUAAGUGUAGCUACAUCUCCAAGUUUGGACCCCACAGACAGGAUCUUGUCAGCCCAUCCAGGUCCAGGGUGAUGGUCAGCCAUCAUCACAGGUCCCAUCACGAUGACAAUGAUGAUGGUUCAGACAGGGAAGUUGCUUCAGUGUCCAGUCUGCCUGUUUCGCCAAGUCCUGGAUCCAGUGUCACCAGCAGUGCCUGUACAAGCCCUCAGCCCAGCCUCACCCAGGGCCUGCUACCCCAGCAGUUUGCCUCUCUCUGAUGAUCUGGUUUACUAACAUGAUGCCGGUACCCAGAACAGACACAAAGCUCAGCAUCUUAUUUAGCCCCAUCCUUUUCCUAAGCACCACUCUCUAAUUCAUAUCUAACAACUUUGAAACUCUCACUCUGACUGAGAAAUGUAUGUAGAAGUGUAGGCUUGAAGCUCUGUCUGAACACAGACUGUAGAAGUGGGUGGAUUUUGGUCUUUAACAGAGUUGUAGUUGACUAUCAAAAUGAAACAUUACAAUUAAGUACCAGACAGUAUGUACAGAAAGUGGAGGAACUCUUUGAACAUUGGGUCAUUUUAGACAGCUAAUGGUUAUCUUUUCUAGUCUUAAGAUACUUAAGAUAAGCCUUCAUCAUUGCAACGUGAAAAAAAUAACACUUUAAGGACCAGACCUGUGUUUUUUUUAUGUUUCAGUGUCAAGCCUUUUAGGUGGUUGAAUGUAUUUUUCUGUGCUUGUGAUCAUCCAGUAAUUUAUGUCAGCACAAGAUCAACCUAUUACUACCAGUAUCAAUAUUGAAACUGCAUGAAAGCAUUUUGACAACAAUAGAAGCAGACCUAACAUUCAUUACAAUGAAACCAGUACAUUGACAUAUUGGUGACCCAUAUGCAGUCAUCCAGCACAAAAAGUCAGACCUGGCUCAUCUUUGCCUCAUCACCGCGUCAUCUGGCAAGGCCUGUCUAGUACUAGCCAGUUAUACUGCUGUUUACCCAGCAAGUAUUGUGACAAAGGAUGAAAUGACUGUAGCUACAUUAUUUUUUCAGAGUUGGAUAAUAGUAUUAUAACCUGCUGUGCAGUGUUUGACUUUGGACAAGUAUUAAAACUAAUGGAUGUAUUUCUGAAACUAGACAAUACAUCUCACCUGCGCUAGUAGCUGCACGCCCACACGCAACACAGUCCACACAGUAGUGUUGUUUAAAACCAUGCCAUUUUGUCUGAAUAACUGCUAAGAACAAAAUCUUCAGAUCUCAUCCACCUGCACAUGUUGAUUUUCACUGGCCUGAACCUAAACUGUGAAUAAAACAUGCUGGGCUUCCUCACAACUUAUACCACAAAAUGAUGUUGGCAUAAGCUGUAGAUUUGUGUGUAGUAUAUACACACACUAGCACAGAGAAGACCGCAAAGCCAACAGUACCUUACAAUACAGUGCAGUGGUCAAAAGUUGACAAUUACUCAACACUGUGAUUUUUCUGAUGUCUUUAAAUCUCAGACUGUUGUUGGUUUGGUGGUAAGAUGACUGUUGAAUAACUGAUCGCACAAGUGUCACAUUCUUAGCCUUAUGGACUUUUGGGUGCAUCUGUGAAAAUGGAGAAGACAAAAAAAGGGCACUCUGUAGACAAAUGAAGGGAGAGAUGAGUUGGAGAAGAGGAGUGCUGCAGGAAAAGACCAUUAGGAGCUCACUAGAUGUUCUCUGGUGUGCUGACAUCCCUGCAGCUUAUUUAAAACAUUUUUCAAGUGUCUUAAGUGUCAUCACAUUUUAUUUUCACUGGUUGAUAGUGGUGUGUUUCAUAAAGCCUUAUUUUCAUUCAUGAUGUUGAUUUACAAUAUGUUAGAAAAACAUGAAAUUGUGAUUAGCUGGUCUGAUGGGCAUUUUUGGAGACAAAAAAAGUUGAUUACCAAUGACAUUUAGAGCAGGUGAACCCUGUAAUAUGAUAACUGCAACCUAAUUAGACUUUUAAAAAGGGGCUUUCAUUUUCUUCUACUUGUAAACAAAUGAUAAUAUCAAAUUUCUUGAAAGCUUCCUCCAGCAGCAGUUUUUAACCUGCUGGAACGUGACAGUGUAUUUUCAUUAAAACAAACUUGUGUCCUUUAAAGUUUUCUAGAAAGUAACACUUAGACUGUAACUAUUUUAACAUAAAAUAACAACUUCAAAAUAAUUUUUUGGGUCCACUGACCUGUAAUAAGGAGAAUGAUGCCUCUUUCAUUCCCACUCCACACCCUGAAUGUCUGUUCUUGCACUAUAUUGGGUUGACUGGAUACGAUCUCUCGUGAGACAUAUGUAACUGAGAGAUAGUCAACAGCUCAAGCUGCUGGAAUCAGGCCCAGUAAUACUUCAUUAUAGAUCAGUUAAAAAGACUUUGAAGUAAUUAAAAACCAGCAUUUAUCUCUGAUACCCAGCAAGGAAACUUUGGAAAAAGUCAAGAUAUAGACAGAGUUUGGUGUGUUUGUUACAGCUAAAGCACCUGGGGAUCAUGAGGAGUAUAAAACGUUUGGCCGUGUUUCAUUUCAGUGAGUGGGGCACUGCUGUCAAGCUGUUAGCUUCUAGGGGUACACUGCUUCCAGCGCUCUAACUCCUCUGACUUGGAGCCCAACAGAAUUUAAUGCAUCCACGUACCUUAUUACCACUUGUGGCUGCAGAAGAUGCUGUUGCUCAGCAAAAUUUACACAGGGUUGCUUUAACACUGCAUUGAGCAGUUGUAAACUGAGUGCUGGAUUGGGUCUCACCGUUUGCUGUUUGUGGUGAAUCAUUUUCUUCUUCUUAUUGUAUCCUCAGGAAAAAAGGUAUCAAAAAUAUACAUCUACUGUGAGGGCAUAUAAUAUAAUAAUAUAAUGUCAAACUACUUGAAGUUGAAAAUGUUUGGGUACACUUGUAACAAACUGACAGGCAGCACUGGCUUUGGAGGAGAGACAUGUAGCUGCCAUGAAAACAUCCUCUUAAGUCUCAGUCUUACUUGAGUGAAUAUUUGAAAUUUCCACAAUGAUGACUGUUAAAAUGAAAAUGAUUUGAAAAGUAAUUUUUUCAGUCAUUUCUGCUGUCAGAUGUACAAGAUGCGUGGAAGCUAACCUGUUUACAGAUGAGUUUUAUUAUGCAAUUUACUAACAAACUGCUUUGCAGUGUCAGUAUGUAGCAGACAUUUAUCACUUCAAGGAAGCUUUGAUUACUUGUAUAUUUAUAUUUACUGUUAUAGUUUUUAUGUACAAUUAGUAAAUAAAUGACCAUGUAAACGUUCAGUUCUAAAGGGGGAAAAAAUCAUUCAUACUGGAGUCUUAAUGUUUUCAUUUGACAGUACUGGCAACCUUCUCUGAUGCCUAUAGUGGAUUCCACUUUACACCACAGCCAAACCACCAUCAUGUUUGUUAGCUGCUUUACAGAAUUUAUAUAUAUUACAAAAUUAAAUAAUAACACUGCAUUUGAAGAUGUUUUUAACAAUUGAAAUGUUAAAAGUGGAGAUGAGAUCUUUACUAACUUGACAACUGUAAUAUUUCUAUGUGAAAGUGCUGUAUAAGUUGCUUAUGAUGACUUUUAAAAUAAAAGUUAUUUGAGGUGCAAGUGUCAUAA